GCAGGGGGGGGGGCCCGGCGGCGCGGCUGGAACGGCCGGGCGGUUCUAGAAACGGGGGAGAGGAGAGAGCGGCACGGACCGGGACGGGGUGCUCUGUGAGGGUGGAGCUGAGCUGAGCGGCCACUGCAGCCAUCUUUACCAGGGUAAUACUUCAUUCUUUCUGGCAUUAAGGACUUGGAAAUAAUUCCACAGGUUUGAGCUGUCUGGAAGAUGAAGCCCUGGCUGCAGUUGGUGUUCCUCACCUGUGUUUUGUUCUGGCUCACAGAAGCAGAGUUCUUCACCUCCAUAGGUCAAAUGACAGACCUGAUUUAUGCAGAGAAAGACUUGGUCCAGUCUCUAAAGGAAUAUAUCCGAGCAGAGGGAACAAGCUCUCUCAGAUUAAAAGGUGCACACUUCUCAUUCCAGUUGGGCUGAAAAAUGGAUGCACUGACCAGCAAAUCAACCUCUGAUCCAGAAGGGUAUGGCAACCCUGUCAAUGCAUAUAAGCUCGUGAAACGUUUGAACACUGACUGGCUGGAAUUUGAAAACUGUAAUGUCUUUCCCUUUUACUGCAAAGGCUUUAUUGCAAAUCUGACAAUCCAACGCCAGUUUUCAACUGAGGAGGAUGAGACUGGAGCUGCAAAGGCUCUGAUGCGUCUGCAGGACACCUAUAAACUGGAUCCUGAAACUCUGUCCCGAGGGAACUUACCAGGAGCAAAAUACAGAUCCACCUUGACAGUAGGUGACUGCUUUGGCAUGGGGAAGACGGCCUACAACGACGGGGACUAUUAUCACACCGUGCUCUGGAUGGAGCAGGCGCUGAAGCAGCACGACGAGGGGGAGGAAACUGCAGUCAGCAAAGUGGAGAUCCUGGAUUAUCUCAGCUAUGCUGUGUUCCAGUUUGGGGACCUGCACAGGGCCAUGGAGCUCACCAGGCGCCUGAUAUCCCUGGACAGCACUCACGAGAGAGCAGGCAGCAACCUGAGGUACUUUGAGAAGCUGCUGGAGAAGGAAAGAGAGGAGAAGGAGAGAGAAAAGCCAGUAAACAAGACCAGGACAACGACAGAAGCUGUGGUGCAGAGUGGAGCCUAUGAGAGGCCUCUUGACUACCUGCCAGAGCGGGACAUCUACGAGGCCCUUUGCAGAGGGGAAGGGGUGAAAAUGACACCUCGAAGACAAAAAAGGCUGUUUUGUAGGUACCACGAUGGAAACAGAAACCCCCACCUGCUCAUAGCUCCCUUUAAGGAGGAGGAUGAAUGGGACAGCCCUCAUAUUGUACGAUACUAUGAUGUCAUGUCUGAUGAAGAAAUCGAGAAAAUUAAACAACUAGCUAAGCCAAGGCUGGCACGAGCCACAGUCCGUGAUCCCAAAACCGGUGUCCUUACAGUGGCUAGCUACAGGGUGUCAAAGAGCUCGUGGUUGGAGGAGGAUGAUGAUCCUGUUGUGGCCAAGGUGAACCAACGAAUGCAGCAGAUCACAGGGCUGACAGUGAAAACAGCUGAGCUCUUGCAGGUUGCCAACUACGGAAUGGGAGGGCAGUAUGAGCCACACUUUGACUUUUCUAGGCGCCCCUUUGACAGCACACUCAAAUCGGAAGGAAAUAGGCUAGCGACGUUUCUUAACUAUAUGAGCGACGUAGAAGCUGGAGGAGCUACAGUUUUCCCAGAUUUUGGGGCAGCAAUAUGGCCCAAGAAGGGAACAGCAGUGUUCUGGUACAAUCUCUUCAGAAGUGGUGAGGGGGAUUACAGAACAAGGCAUGCAGCUUGUCCAGUACUAGUAGGGUGUAAAUGGGUUUCAAACAAAUGGUUUCAUGAAAGAGGAAAUGAAUUCUUAAGACCUUGUGGGAGAACAGAGGUUGACUGAACCCCAGCCUGCUGCAGACCUUUGUUUCUGUUUCCUUUUCUACUGUUGUUUGUUCCAAUUCAUUUCUAAGAAAUGAUCCAUCUUUUUCUCCAAGAGUCCUGUCACUUUACACAAAAAGGACAAUGAAUUAUCUAACACCUGUGAAAGAAAGUAAAUGGUAUUGUACACAUCCUUGUGUUUUGGGUGCUGUUAUUUCCAUGUCCCCCUGCCUUCCCCCCUCCAGUCUUCCUCUGUAGUAGUGGUGCAAACAGUGCUGUGGGCAAUUCAGUGUUUGGGUGCUUGGUCUUGUGCCUUUUGUACCUCAGAAGAUUUAGAUGUUAAAUAUUUCUUUGAACCAAAGUUGUUUGUUUGUUUUUUUUUUAAGUUUUGUGUACAUGUUGAUUUUGUUGUAUUUCUAUGGAUCACAAGUUUUGAAACAAAAAUAAAUGUUCUUUCCAGAA
Chiroxiphia lanceolata (lance-tailed manakin) is the source of this 2282-nucleotide messenger RNA. RefSeq names its product prolyl 4-hydroxylase subunit alpha 2 (gene P4HA2). Gene Ontology annotation, cellular component: endoplasmic reticulum. The record is from RefSeq and is a predicted model, not a curated record. Gene Ontology annotation, molecular function: protein binding; L-ascorbic acid binding; procollagen-proline 4-dioxygenase activity. NCBI's taxonomy places the organism in Eukaryota, Metazoa, Chordata, Aves, Passeriformes, Pipridae. Gene Ontology annotation, biological process: peptidyl-proline hydroxylation to 4-hydroxy-L-proline.